GUUCGUCCGUCUCCGCCGGCGCCCCCACCACCUACAAGCCCCCAAGCACGCACACCACCAAUGGCUCCGUCCCGAACCCCAGGAUGCUCCCGGUGGGCCCCACUCGUCAGCCUCUAGCGGCCGCCUCCUCCUCCUCGUCUUGGCCUCGCCUAGCCGCGCCGGGACCCACGACGCCCAGACCCAAUCUCCCCCUAAACCCCGCGCCGCCGAACCCUAGCGCCGCCGCCAUGCUGCGCCGGCUCGCCGCCGCCGCCGCCGCGGCGGCGCCGCGGGCCCUCCUCUCGUCGGCGCCGGCGGGGUGCACCCCGCGCCGCGAGUACGGGCUGGUGCCGAUGGUGAUAGAGCACACCUCGCGCGGGGAGAGGGCCUACGACAUCUUCUCGCGCCUCCUCAAGGAGCGGAUCGUCUGCAUCCACGGGCCCAUCACCGACGACACGGCCUCGCUCGUCGUGGCGCAGCUGCUCUUCCUCGAGUCCGAGAACCCCGCAAAGCCGGUCCACCUCUACAUCAACUCCCCCGGCGGGGUCGUCACCGCGGGGCUCGCGAUCUACGACACCAUGCAGUACAUCCGCUCCCCGGUCACCACGCUCUGCAUUGGCCAGGCCGCGUCCAUGGCCUCGCUCCUGCUCGCCGCGGGCGCCCGCGGCGAGCGGCGGGCGCUGCCCAACGCGCGCGUCAUGAUCCACCAGCCGUCGGGCGGCGCUUCGGGGCAGGCCUCCGACAUCGCCAUCCACGCCAAGGAGAUCCUCAAGGUGCGCGACCGGCUCAACAAGAUCUACGCCAAGCACACGGGCCAGGCUAUCGACCGCAUCGAGCAGUGCAUGGAACGGGACAUGUUCAUGGAUCCGGAGGAGGCGCACGACUGGGGGCUCAUCGACGAGGUCAUCGAACACCGCCCUGUUUCACUUGUUUCUGAUGCUGUUGGCAGCGAUCUGCCAAACCUAGGCGGUGGCGGAGAUGGGGCUAACAAGGCAACUGAUGAGCCAUCUCCAGCUUGAUGGAUGGUCGCAAGGUGAAACCUUUUUGCGUUCCUGUAGCUGUGAUGUUGGAAUUAAGGUUUAAUUCUUACACAGCCUGUUCUUUUGCUACUUGAAUUAAUCUGUUGCUUAGUCCCAUUGAUGUUGAUAAAUGCAAUGUUAAAGAAGUUUAUCUGAAAGAAAUGAAUCCCUUGUGGACAACCA
Oryza brachyantha (malo sina) is the source of this 1181-nucleotide messenger RNA. RefSeq names its product ATP-dependent Clp protease proteolytic subunit-like. NCBI's taxonomy places the organism in Eukaryota, Viridiplantae, Streptophyta, Magnoliopsida, Poales, Poaceae. Gene Ontology annotation, molecular function: ATPase binding; serine-type endopeptidase activity; ATP-dependent peptidase activity. The record is from RefSeq and is a predicted model, not a curated record. Bases 84 to 998 code for a protein of 304 amino acids. The transcript has a single exon. Gene Ontology annotation, cellular component: endopeptidase Clp complex. Gene Ontology annotation, biological process: protein quality control for misfolded or incompletely synthesized proteins.